CUGACCCGAACUUCUCGCUGUUCUCAGGUAUGAAAAUGUUGAUUGCUCUGCCCUUUCGUAAUUUUAUUCUAGUCGCCCGUCGAUCUGUAGGAAAAGCCUUGCGAUCGUAAUAUAGCUGCCGAAUUUCAUGAUUGAUUUGCUUUCGAGGGUGUUGUGAAGAUUGAAAUGACAGUUGGUAAAGCUUGAUUUGUUUGGAAAAGUGUGAAGGCUCAGUCGGUAUAGUUUUUCAGAUUUAGUGAAGAACAGCAGUAUGGUGUGGUUUCGAGCUGGAUCUAAUGCGGCAAGGCUUGCUGUCAGGCGAUCUUUGUCGCAAACUAGUCAUGUGUCACGAAAAUUGAUCAAUCCUGUUCAAAAACAUAACUUCCAUAGCACAGUGUUUAGGUCGAAGGCUCAGUCUGCACCUGUGCCUCGUCCUGUUCCAUUAUCCAGGUUGACUGACAGCUUUUUGGAUGGGACGAGCAGUGUGUAUCUUGAAGAGCUGCAGAGAGCCUGGGAGCAAGACCCCAACAGUGUGGAUGAAUCAUGGGACAAUUUUUUCAGAAACUUUGUUGGGCAGGCUUCAACAUCUCCUGGAAUUUCUGGCCAGACAAUUCAAGAGAGUAUGAGGUUGAUGUUGCUUGUGAGAGCUUAUCAAGUUUAUGGUCACAUGAAAGCCAAGAUAGAUCCAUUGGGUUUGGAACAGGGGCCCAUUCCUGAUGAUCUUGAUCCAGCAAAUUAUGGGUUUUCGGAAGCUGAUCUGGAUAGAGAAUUUUUCAUUGGUGUUUGGAGAAUGUCUGGGUUCUUGUCUGAGAACCGUCCUGUGCAAACAUUGAGGGCUAUAUUGACAAGAUUAGAACAAGCUUAUUGUGGAAAUAUUGGAUAUGAGUUCAUGCAUAUAGCUGAUCGUGAAAAGUGUAACUGGCUGCGAGACAAAAUUGAAACACCCACGCCAACUCAAUAUAGUAGAGACCGACGUGAGGUUAUCCUUGACAGGCUUAUUUGGAGUACCCAGUUUGAGAACUUCUUGGCUGCCAAAUGGACUGCUGCCAAAAGGUUUGGGCUUGAAGGCUGUGAGACAUUGAUACCUGGUAUGAAGGAGAUGUUUGAUAGGUCAGCUGAUCUUGGAGUAGAGAGUAUAGUUAUUGGGAUGUCACACCGUGGAAGGCUGAAUGUUUUGGGAAAUGUUGUCCGGAAACCUCUGCGGCAGAUAUUUAGUGAGUUUAGUGGCGGUACAAAACCUGUAGAUGAGGUCGGGCUUUACACUGGAACUGGUGAUGUCAAAUAUCAUCUUGGAACUUCUUAUGAUCGACCAACAAGGGGCGGCAAGAGAAUUCAUUUGUCAUUGGUUGCGAAUCCUAGUCACUUGGAAGCAGUUGACCCUGUUGUGGUUGGGAAAACUAGAGCCAAACAAUAUUACUCCAAUGACAUUGACCGAACAAAAAACAUGGGUGUUCUAAUUCAUGGUGAUGGUAGCUUUGCUGGUCAAGGUGUUGUUUACGAGACCCUGCAUCUUAGUGCUCUACCAAAUUACACUACUGGUGGAACCAUUCACAUAGUUGUGAAUAAUCAAGUGGCUUUCACUACUGACCCAAGAUCUGGAAGAUCGUCCCAAUACUGUACUGAUGUCGCUAAAGCUCUGAGCGCUCCUAUUUUCCAUGUCAACGGUGAUGAUGUGGAAGCAGUUGUUUAUGCCUGUGAACUUGCAGCAGAGUGGCGUCAGAUUUUCCAUACUGAUGUUGUGGUUGACAUUGUCUGCUACCGCCGAUUUGGACACAAUGAAAUUGAUGAGCCAUCCUUCACUCAACCCAAAAUGUACAAGGUCAUUAAGAGUCAUCCUUCAGCACUUGAAAUUUACCAGAAUAAACUUCAGGAAUCCGGUGAGGUCAAGAAAGAAGAAAUUGAUAGGAUGAACAAAAAAGUUUCUACUAUUCUCAAUGAAGAAUUUGUGGGCAGCAAAGACUAUGUACCUAAAAGAAGGGACUGGCUUUCAGCUUACUGGGCUGGUUUCAAGUCUCCCGAACAACUUUCACGAAUUCGUAACACAGGGGUCAAACCAGAGAUUUUGAAGAAUGUUGGCAAGGCAAUCACAACUCUUCCUGAAACGUUCAAGCCCCACAGAGCUGUCAAGAGAAUUUUUGAAGACCGUGCAAAGAUGAUUGAGUCAGGGGAAGGAAUUGACUGGGCAUUGGGUGAAGCACUUGCCUUUGCAACGUUGCUUGUUGAGGGAAAUCAUGUGAGAUUGAGUGGGCAGGAUGUUGAGCGAGGUACUUUCAGCCACAGGCAUGCUAUUCUUCAUGAUCAAGAAAGUGGGGAAAUAUACUGCCCCUUGGAUCAUGUUAUGCUCAACCAAAAUGAAGAAAUGUUUACCGUGAGCAACAGCUCCCUCUCGGAGUUUGGGGUUUUGGGAUUUGAAUUAGGUUAUUCAAUGGAAAACCCUAAUUCUCUGGUUCUCUGGGAAGCUCAGUUUGGUGAUUUUGCCAAUGGAGCUCAGGUGAUAUUUGACCAGUUUCUGAGCAGUGGUGAAUCCAAAUGGCUCCGUCAAACUGGAUUGGUUGUCCUCCUACCUCAUGGAUAUGAUGGUCAAGGCCCAGAGCACUCAAGUGCACGUUUGGAGCGUUACCUUCAGAUGAGUGAUGAUAAUCCAUAUCUUAUCCCUGAGAUGGAGCCAACCCUGAGGAAGCAGAUUCAAGAAUGCAACUGGCAAGUGGUGAAUGUGACUACACCUGCAAACUAUUUCCAUGUCUUGCGACGUCAGUUGCAUAGGGAAUUCCGUAAACCUCUCAUCGUGAUGGCGCCAAAGAACUUGCUUCGCCACAAGGACUGCAAAUCAAACUUAUCUGAGUUUGACGACGUCGAAGGCCACCCAGGCUUCGACAAACAAGGAACCAGAUUCAAACGCCUCAUCAAGGAUCAAAACUUUCACUCGGAUCUCGAAGAGGGCAUUCGACGACUCGUCCUAUGCUCCGGAAAAGUUUAUUACGAGCUCGACGAUGAGAGGAAAAAAGCCGGCGCAAAGGAUGUCGCAAUUUGCAGGAUGGAGCAGCUCUGCCCCUUCCCAUACGACCUCGUCCAGCGCGAGCUGAAACGCUACCCAAAUGCCGAGGUGGUCUGGUGCCAGGAGGAGCCGAUGAACAUGGGUGCGUACAGCUACAUCCUACCCCGUCUCGGCACUGCAAUGAAAUCAGUGUCGAGAGGCUCUGUGGAGGACGUCAAGUACUCGGGACGACCUCCGUCUGCCGCCACUGCCACCGGAUUCUACCAAGUUCACGUCAAAGAGCAAAACGAACUCGUCCAGAAAGCCCUGCAACCCGAUCCGAUCGUUCCGUGAGAUCGAAUCGACCUCGUAACGGUUAGUCUUUUCCUUUCUUGUCUUUGGAGCUGUCUUGAAGUGUUUUUGUGGUAAUAAAGAGAAUGUUUUGCAUGACAUUGAAGACAUCGUAUGGCUAAAAUUUUGAUGUCUCAAGAGUAAUUUUUCUUUCCUUUCUGAGAAAAAACAGUGGUGUUUUUAUUUCAAUAUUCAUCUUGAUUUUGUAUAAUCUCUCCAUACCGAUAUGUACUCCCUUGUAAUAAGAAAACAAUUACUUA
Molecule: messenger RNA, 3564 nt
Organism: Andrographis paniculata
Lineage: Eukaryota; Viridiplantae; Streptophyta; Magnoliopsida; Lamiales; Acanthaceae
Exons: 8
Coding region: 251-3307 (1018 amino acids)
Biological process (GO): tricarboxylic acid cycle
Cellular component (GO): mitochondrion; oxoglutarate dehydrogenase complex
Molecular function (GO): oxoglutarate dehydrogenase (succinyl-transferring) activity; thiamine pyrophosphate binding
Source: RefSeq, a predicted model, not a curated record